Messenger RNA from Elaeis guineensis (African oil palm), 1974 nucleotides. NCBI's taxonomy places the organism in Eukaryota, Viridiplantae, Streptophyta, Magnoliopsida, Arecales, Arecaceae. The record is from RefSeq and is a predicted model, not a curated record.
CAGAAGCUCAAAGGAUUAUAGUGGAAAAAGAAGUGACCAACCUCUAUAUAUUAGAGGCUAUCUCACAAGCUUGGGAGCAUAGGGAAGAUUUAUGAGCGAAGAGAUGGAGGGAGCGGAGCAGAAGGGAGACCAUGCCCUCCAAGAUGAAAAAAGAAAAGGAGGGAUAAGAACAAUGCCCUUCAUCUUUGCUAAUGAGAUUUCCGAGAAGUUGGCCGUCGUUGGCUUCCAGGCUAACAUGAUCAGUUACUUAACGCUACAGCUUCACAUGCCACUGGCCAAGGCUGCCACCACCCUCACAAACUUCGGCGGCACCGCCAGCUUGACACCGCUCAUUGGGGCCUUCCUCGCCGAUGCCUACGUCGGCCGCUUCUGGGCCGUCACCGUCUCCUCGAUCAUAUACCAAAUAUAUUAUUCUCUUUACAGGGAAUGAUUAGUCUGACGGUGUCGGCCAUCAUGCCGCAGUUCCGUCCGCCACCAUGCACUUCGAACCAAAAUUGCAUGGAGGCGUCGGCGUGGCAGCUCGCAGUGCUUUACGUAUCGCUCCUACUGACCGCGCUGGGCGCCGGUGGCAUCCGGGCCUGCGUGGUGGCCUUCGGGGCGGACCAGUUCGACGAAUCGGACCCCAAGGAGAAGACCAAGACGUGGAACUUCUUCAACUGGUACUACUUCUGCAUGGGCGUGUCGAUGCUCCUGGCAGUGACGGUGGUGGUGUACAUCCAGGACAACGUCGGAUGGGGUCUGGGUCUCGGCAUCCCGACCGUCGCCAUGGCGAUAUCGGUGGUCUCCUUCGUCUUAGGCUACAGGAUGUACCGCCGCUUGGAGCCGUCUGGUAGCCCUUUCACUAGGCUCGCGCAGGUUGUGGUCGCCGCCGUGAGGAAGAGGAAGCUGCCCAUGGUCUCCGAUCCUAGCUGCCUCUAUGUAAAUGAAGAGAUGGAUGCUCCCAUUUCUCUCUCAGGGAAGCUUGUGCACACCAAACAACUGAGAUUCUUGGACAAGGCUGCCAUUAUAACUGAAGAAGACCGGCGGCAGCCGAACCCAUGGCGGCUGAGCACCGUGCACCGGGUGGAGGAGCUCAAAUCGGUGAUCCGGAUGGCCCCCAUCUGGGCCGCCGGCAUCCUCGUCAUCACCGCCUCCACCCAGCAGUACACCUUCUCCCUCCAGCAGGCCCGCACCAUGGACCGCCGCUUCUCGCCGGCGUCCUCCUUCCGCAUCCCGCCGGGCUCCAUGACAGUCUUCACCAUGCUGGCCAUGCUCCUCACCAUCACCCUCUACGACCGCGCCCUCAUCCCUCUCGCCCGCCGCUUCACCGGCCUCGACCGCGGCAUCUCCUUCCUCCACCGCAUGGGCAUCGGCUUCGCCAUCUCCACCCUCGCCACCCUCGUCGCCGGCCUCGUCGAGGUCCGCCGCAAGGCGGCCGCAGCCGCCGCUGGCAUCCUCAACGACCCCUCCACCAUCGUCCCCAUCUCCGUCUUCUGGCUCGUUCCCCAGUAUGCGUUGCAUGGCGUCGCCGAGGCCUUCACCUCGAUCGGCCACCUCGAGUUCUUCUACGACCAGGCGCCCGAGAGCAUGCGGAGCACCGCCACGGCGCUCUUCUGGAUGUCGAUAUCGGUGGGGAGCUACGUCAGCACCAUGCUCGUCUCUGUGGUUCACCACUACAGCGCCGGCCCCGGGGGGUCCAACUGGCUGCCGGAUAACCUCAACAGAGGCAGGUUGGAGUAUUUUUAUUGGAUCAUCACGUUGCUUCAGCUGCUGAAUCUUGUGUACUACGCAAUAUGUGCCAAAUUCUAUACAUAUAAACCGUUGCAGCUCCGGCGACGAAAGGAGGAGGAAGCUGUCGAGCUCUCCAGCAAGGUUUAAUUCGAGGGUGGUGAUGGAAUCGUGUGAAUGGUUUCUGAUCUAUCUUCAUAUGGUCAUUCAUAUACCUCUUCUCAAGUCAGAUUGCGUUAACAAAUAAUGCAACUAUGUUUCAAAUCA